Camelina sativa (false flax) is the source of this 895-nucleotide messenger RNA. Its product is annotated as peptidyl-prolyl cis-trans isomerase CYP18-3. NCBI's taxonomy places the organism in Eukaryota, Viridiplantae, Streptophyta, Magnoliopsida, Brassicales, Brassicaceae. Gene Ontology annotation, cellular component: cytosol; cytoplasm; plasma membrane. The record is from RefSeq and is a predicted model, not a curated record. Gene Ontology annotation, biological process: protein folding; protein peptidyl-prolyl isomerization. Gene Ontology annotation, molecular function: peptidyl-prolyl cis-trans isomerase activity; cyclosporin A binding.
GCAAAAUCAUCCUCCUACUCCUCUUAUCAUCCACAACAAACAAACUCUUGUUUUCGAGAUCUCUCUCUCUCUCUCUCUCUCUCUCUCUCUCUCUCUCGUUUUAUCACUCAAACAACAAACAAGAAUGGCGGCGUUUCCUAAGGUUUACUUCGACAUGACCAUCGACGGGCAGCCGGCGGGAAGGAUCGUGAUGGAGCUGUACACCGAUAAGACUCCGAGGACGGCGGAGAAUUUCAGAGCUCUGUGCACCGGAGAGAAAGGAGUAGGGCGUGCCGGGAAGCCUCUUCACUUCAAGGGAUCUAAGUUUCACCGCGUGAUCCCUAAUUUCAUGUGCCAGGGAGGAGACUUCACCGCCGGGAACGGAACAGGCGGCGAGUCGAUCUACGGGAACAAGUUCGAGGACGAGAAUUUCGAGAGGAAGCACACGGAACCAGGAAUCCUGUCGAUGGCGAACGCCGGAGCCAACACCAACGGAUCUCAGUUCUUCAUCUGCACCGUGAAGACCGAUUGGCUCGAUGGUAAGCAUGUGGUGUUUGGGCAGGUCGUCGAAGGGUUAGACGUCGUCAAGGCCAUCGAGAAGGUCGGAUCUUCGUCUGGGAAGCCAUCGAAGCCGGUGGUUGUCGCCGAUUGUGGUCAGCUCUCUUAGGAUCCAUCCAUCAUCUUAGAUCCCCCCCCCUCUACAUAUAAUCUUUAGCGUCCUCGUUCCGUCUGUCAUGUCCUAGCUGGUGGUGUCUUUGCGUUUUGGCGUUAUCUUUAUUACUCCCCGUAGUAGUCAUAAUUAAGUUUGGUGUCAGUAUUCUCUUCUUGUUUUCCCCGCCCCUAGUUUGUUUGGUUGGUCUCCUUACCAUAAUCCAUAAAAAUAAUGAAUGAGCAACUACUACUACUCACUCUUUUA